AUGCGUCCAGACCAGCAUAAGAAAAAGAAGAACUCGGAUUAUAAGAAAAAGCACGGAAUUCCUUCAGAAAAAGGCGAGAAACAUGAUAAAAAGGGGUCAACUGGUGCACAUAGGAGCGAUGAAAAGCCCGCAUCAGACGUGUCGAAAUCGGGGCUUGAAACAGAUGGCACAGAUCGAGAUGUAAGAGACACUGACACAGCUACUGUUAGUUAUUCAGUUACUGUGUGUAUACACCAGUUUAUACUGUGGUUAUUCAGAUAAUAAAAUCCCAAUAACUGACUGCGUGUUUAAUGUUUCAGUCAACUUUUCAUAGACAUAGUGUUUCCGUCACUGUUUCGCGAAGGGCUUAAGGCUGAUUUCCACUACACAACUUUUGCCUAAAACUGUCGCGUGCAACCUGCUUACAACUUGAGUUGUACUGUGUAAAUCAAGCACACAACCCACCUACGUUGUCAUAGCCGUAUCGGUAUGUGAGUUGUGCUUGAUUUUAAUACACACUAUUACACAGUACUACGUACACUACUACUCAAGUAAGGUAGGCAGGUUGCACAUGCGACAGUUUUAGGCAAAAGUUGUGUAGUGUACAUCAUCAGCCUUUAUACUCCAAAUCUAUAAAUACCAAAUCGUCACAGGGCUUAAUUUGCUCGAAAUGCCUGAUUCAUCUGGAAACUUUACAGGCUGGCAAGUAUCAACAAUAACACUUUACUAUGUCUAUGAUUUGAACAUCCCUUACAAUGAGAAAGGCGUAGAUUUUAUUCACCUAUUCGUUCUUGCCAAAAAAUGAACCCCGGAAUUGAAAUUUUUAUGUUCAAAUUAGUAAGUUCACACCGAAAAUUUCACGUUGUUGAACAGUUAGAUCGCGAGGUAAUGUAUAUGAAAAACCAAAUUUUUUAAAGUUGUAACUCGCGACCUUACUGUCCAAACAUGUUGAAAGUUGUUGUACAGACUAAUCUGGUGUCUAUUUUUACCAAAUCAAUCAAGAUAAUUAAAUGGAUGAUUCGAGCUACAGACGGAAAUUUUGAUCUAGACAAGAAGAACGAAAUCCAUUAUCAUAGCUGGAAAGAGCAUCUUAAAAUGAGUAAAAUUGCAAAGUUUGGUUGCGAAUUGUUGUAAGAUGAGGAAAAUCUAGCCCUGUGAAGUUCGCAAGUUUUGUAUAUAUUUGCAUUACGCGCGGGAAAAAUAACGAUUUUUGAGCCGAAAGUAGUUAUUUCUACAGCGCGUAAUACAAAUAUAUACAAAAUUUGCGAACUUCACAGGGCUAUAUUUUCUUCAUUUUACAACAUUUAACAACCAAUCUUUGCAGUUUUACUCAUUCUAAGACGCUCUUUCUAGCUGUGUAUCACAGGGGGAAUCAGCUGUGUCUAUAUACGCUGCAUGGAAUCACCCAUUGAUAACAUGAACUCUGUUGGGAGAAUAUAUUCGUCUUUAUCAACUGCAAUCUGUACCACUUUUGGCAUUUUUCAUAUCUUAAUAGCCUUAAUAACUAAUCUUUGGCGUUGCAAACUUGUCGAAAUAAACAAGACAUUCCUACAACAAUUUUAGGUGGGGGAAAGCAGCAUAAGUCACGAGAGAGGAAAGUUUUCAAGGCGAAAAAUAGAAAGUAACUUGGAUCGAUACAAGGAGGACGAUUUUGGUAUGAAAUUUAUUGGAAUAUAGUAGAAUAGAUCGACUCAAGAACCUUCAAGAGCCUAUAUUUGAUGUAAUAGAUAUUGAUUAUUGUUGUAAUUAUUUAGAUGAUGAUUGUGAGCCAAGUAAUGCUUCACCAGCUGUAAGCAGCGUUCCCAUCGGAGCUGAUUUUCAAAGCCUUCUUGAUAACGCAAGUAAGAAACAAGAGUACUGUUCUUCCUGCAACGUCUGCAACUCCUCGCCCUCAAAUUGAAAAAAAACCUGCUGCUAUGUUGGCUAUGUUCUUCCAUAAGAUAUUGUGGAAUCCACACGCUACUUACAGUACCUCUCGAUGGAGAGCCUUCACUCAGAAAUCGAAAUGUUUUUAAUAUUUUUUCAGCUACACGCGUAAAAACGCACAAGUUGUAACAAACCUGCAGCAGACUUGUAACAAUGCUGUUCCAACAACUUUUCAACAGGAUGUGUUCGCACUGCUUGUUCCCAGUUUGUUGACAAGUUACUACAAGGUCGUUGAGCUCAACGGACUUGUUACAAGUUGUUCCAACAACUUGUUAUCAUCCUGCAAUUCAACAAUUUGUCAACAAGUUGUGAGUGACAACCUUGUAGCAACUUGAGAAAAUAACAGCAUUGUUACAACUUGUUGACAAGCUCGCUACAAGCCUUUUGCGAACACAUGUUGUUGACAAGCUACACACGUAAAACGCACAAGUUGUAACAAACCUGCAGCAGACUUGUGACAAUGCUGUUUCAACAACUUGUCAAUAGGAUGUGUUCGCACUGCUUGUUCCCAGCUCGUUGACAACUUGCUACAAGGUUGUUGAGCUCAACAGACUUGGUACAAGUUGUUCCAACAACUUGUCAGCAAGCUGUGAGUAACAACUUUGUGACAACCUUGUAGCAACUUGAUAAAAUAACAGCGUUGUUACAACUUGUUGACAAGCUUGCUACAAGCCUGUUGUGAACACAUCUUUUUACGUGUGUAGUUCGAAUUCAGACACGAUUCAUCGUACUUUCUUAUUGACAAAAGUACAACUUGACUUUUAUUUGUAUAGCUAGUGCCAGUGGAAGUUCUCACUUCCGAUUCAAAAGUGAAAAGGAAUGGGAGAAUCUAAGUACAGAUGAAGCGAAUAACAAGGUACAGUAUAUACGACGCUAAUAAUAAUUCAUGAGACGUGGGGAUCCAGUCUGGCUAGUUUGUGCUUACUAGACGAAGGCUUUCACAUGAAAGUUUGAAGUAUUUUUAAUCUUUUUCAAGACUAGUUCAGACAUAAACCACGGCAGAUUAUUGUAGAAUACUAGUUUGAGAACGGAUUUCUGGCGUUUGAAAACCAAGUUCUGCCAUUUGAAAAGGGAGUUCUAGCAUUUGUAAAGGGAGUUCUGGCGUUUGAAAACCAAGUUCUGGCAUUUGAAAACCAAGUUCUGGCAUUUGGAAAGGGAGUUCUGGCGUUUGAAAACGGAGUUCUGGCGUUUGAAAACGGAGUUCUGGCGUUUGAAAACGGAGUUCUGGCAUUUGAAAACCAAGUUCUGCCAUUUGAAAAAGGAGUUCUGGCAUUU
This is a messenger RNA of Paramuricea clavata, 3180 nucleotides long. Lineage: Eukaryota; Metazoa; Cnidaria; Anthozoa; Malacalcyonacea; Plexauridae. The record is from the annotation of a GenBank genome assembly.